Messenger RNA from Mesocestoides corti, 1428 nucleotides. Lineage: Eukaryota; Metazoa; Platyhelminthes; Cestoda; Cyclophyllidea; Mesocestoididae. The record is from the annotation of a GenBank genome assembly.
AUGACGUCGAGUCUUUACGAUGGACUAGAUGACGUUGAAAUUAGUAAAGGUGGCAGUGGCGGCUCAGGGGGAUGGGUUUUGGGCGGUACUUCGGGUCCCUCUUCAGGUUCGACCACUACUACUGGAAUCGGCCGUCUUGUCGCGGCGGCUUCAGGCAAUGCUGCUGGUCCCGGAGGCAGCGGAGGCUAUUCGAGCAUGAAGCUAAUGCAGUCCCACAUGGCUGCAAAACGCGCUCAAGGCCGUCGUGGUGGAGGAGGCGGUGGUGACUUCGGGUCAAGGUCAGCUGUAGCUCCUGUCGUCGACCUUCAACGUCGAGGUGGUGGCGGCGGCGGCGGCGGCUACGGAACGAGCAGCGAAGGUUCCUAUCGUUUCAAUCAGGUAACUGGAAAGAUGGAGCGGGUUCCCCCAUCGUCGUCUUCGUCGGGGCGUUCUCUAAGCGGGUCCAAUCAACUAGGAGCUACGGCGGCCUCAGGUCUGCUCUACGGCGAGCCUAGCCUCUCCCUGGGCAUUCCCGAUGAGUACAACCCCCUGUGUCCCAACGAUUACGAGGAGCUCGCCCGACUGAAACGGGAUAGACGCAAGCCAGACGAUCGCACGCGUGACUCCCACGGUAGCGGAUUCAGUCGUCGGCCGAAUCUUUCAGACAGCGAUAGCGCUGGCAGUUCUGACGACUCCGACGGCCGAGAAGAUCGCGGUCGUCGAAUUCGCCCGCAUCACCGACGCAGGCCUCCGCCCCCGCCACCCGCCAGUCGUGCCGCCAUCGCUCCUCCCAGCAGUCUGUUGGAGGACGUUGUUGUUAUUGCCCCAGGCACUGACUCUGCUGCUGGCGAGCAAGACGCCGAUGAGGGUGAAUCGACCGCCCAUGCGGCCUCAGGAAGUUAUGGAAUAAACCUUGUAGCGGCUAAAAUGAUGGCUCGCAUGGGCUACCGCCAGGGCCAAGGCCUGGGUAAGGAGGGUCAGGGCAUGUCUUCAGCCCUGGUUGUCGAGAAGACAAGUCGCCGAGGUGGCAAGAUCAUCCACGAAAAGGACCGUCAACGAAAUCAGGAUGCUGACAUGAUGUUGCCUCCAGCCAACUUGAACUCUGACCCGCAACAAGCGAUGGCCUUGCCCGCCAACGCCACUGAUGUUGUUUUGCUGCAGAACAUGUGUGGAGGUCCAAGCGACGUUGACGAUGACCUUGAGCCUGAGACGGCAGAGGAGUGUGCCAAGUAUGGUCCCGUGGUCACUUGCAUGAUCUACCAAAUGCCCGACGCUGGCGACGGUCCCGAGGCUGUUCGCAUCUUCGUCGAAUUCGAGACAGCCGAGGCCGCUGCUAGAGCUGUUCUCGAUUUGAACGGACGAUUCUUUGGUGGACGUGUGGUGCAGGCCGGAUUCUACGACGCAGAGCGAUUCAGAAAUCUCGAACUGGCUGAUCCGCCUUUAUCGUGA